UGAAGAUAGGUAGAAAUGACGGACAUAGUUAUUAUCUGGGUCAUAGCGGUGUUUGCAGCCUUCUCUACAGCAAAUUCAAAUAAUCCGCAAAGCUUCCACCCUCCGUCACGUUCAAAGAAAGAAAGUAUGAAAGGAUUUCAUGACCUUUCCCGGCGUGUGACGUAUCCAGAGAAAAAAUGGCGUGGCGGUGAGGAAACAUUUAUUCAUAACGGCUACAGAGGCGAUCCGGAGACGAGAAGUUUCACGAAACGUUCGGAAGUCGUAAGUUGCCCUUCGUACUUUACGAGAGACAGCAUCUACAACAAUUGUAUACGACCCUGUUCAGAAAUUACCUGUAUUAACGGAAAGUGCGAUGGUCGCACCGAAUGCAAGUGUAACGACGGAUACGUCAAGUCCCAAACCAAUAGCUUCAUCUGCCAUUCAAAGUGCAGACCCUGCCUGCCUGGGGAAUGCACCAAGUCGCAACUCUGUACCUGUGACAAAGGUUACAGGUUGAGUUCGAACCAACAAACUUGCGAACCGAUAUGUAAUGAUCCACACUGCAAUGGAAAACUUUGCGUCAAUCCGGAUCGCUGCUACAGGAGUUCGACCUACCACAAAUUUCAAUACGGUCAGUAUUGCAGUAGGGAGUGUGGGUUUGGCGAAUGCGUUGGUCGUAAUACCUGCGAAUGCUUCAACGGCUACAAUAAGACGAAAGAUGGUCGGUGUUCCGAUCCGAUUUGUAACGAGGGGUGUGGACAUGGUAAAUGCGUUGGUCCUAAUACCUGCGAAUGCUUCAAAGGCUACAAUAAGACGAAAGAUGGUCGGUGUUCCGAUCCGAUUUGUAACGAGGGGUGUGGACAUGGCAAAUGCGUUGGUCCUAAUACCUGCGAAUGCUUCAGCGGCUACAGUAAGACGAAAGAUGGUCAAUGCACUUAUCCAAUCUGCAAAGAAGAGUGCAAACAUUCAUCAUGUACCAGUCCAGAUAUCUGUACUUGUCAGCCGGGGUACCAAAAACCCUUUGAGAAUUCGACAACGUGCGUUCCUCGCUGUACAAGAUGUGACAACGGUAUCUGCGUUGGCCCUGAGAUUUGCCGUUGCCAUAGUGGAUUUGUAAAUCCCAAAAGUAAUAAAGGAAUCUGCGCACAUAACUGCUCUCGUGGCUGGACAGGAGAAUCGUGCGAGGAGCCAAUCAUGUGCGUUAUAGCGCUAUACACUCCUCACGACUCCGAAAACUCGAUAAGAGAAAUUUCGGAAUCCAAUGGCACCGACGAUGAAACGACGAAUUUUCAAGUUGACACAGAGCUUCCACGGUGUCACGAGAAAUGCUUCAACGAACUCACGAUCAGAAGCAUCGCUAACUUCACCCGAUCUACCGCAAACAUGACUUACUAUUUUGUUUCGAUUGCUUCUACGUGCAAUGAAAUGAAACCUAGCGAUACCGAUUGGUCACAAAAAUCAACAACCAUAACAGUAUUGAUAUUCAUACCAAUUAUAUUGUUCGCAACGAUCUUCGGCUUUGUUACUUUCGUACGCAGGAGGCGAAGAAACAGAGGAUUCAAUGAAGGCUAUAACCGAGCGUGA
This is a messenger RNA of Neodiprion fabricii, 1563 nucleotides long. Its product is annotated as multiple epidermal growth factor-like domains protein 6. NCBI's taxonomy places the organism in Eukaryota, Metazoa, Arthropoda, Insecta, Hymenoptera, Diprionidae. Bases 16 to 1563 code for a protein of 515 amino acids. The transcript has 5 exons. The record is from RefSeq and is a predicted model, not a curated record.